Paramacrobiotus metropolitanus is the source of this 1338-nucleotide messenger RNA. RefSeq lists its product as uncharacterized. NCBI's taxonomy places the organism in Eukaryota, Metazoa, Tardigrada, Eutardigrada, Parachela, Macrobiotidae. The record is from RefSeq and is a predicted model, not a curated record. Bases 1 to 1338 code for a protein of 445 amino acids. The transcript has a single exon.
AUGGCUCUGCUGAUGAUGGAAAAUUCCGAACCAGCGAUGCAGUUGGACAACCAGCUGUUUGCUUUACCGGCGACCUUGACUGAUCGAUGGCGUACCGAGCAUGAGAAACUUAAUCCAACAACGAUCCUGACAGACAACGGUUCGGCUGGUGACAUAAACUUCUACAUUCCUCCCAGUACCGCUGGUCUGCUCAGCCUGGGUGAUAUGAUGCUGGAACUCGAGGUCGGUAUAAAGGUUAAGAAGGGAGCAGCCGAUUGGGAUCUAAUUACCAACACCGACGGAGUGGCUCCAGUUAACAACUUUCUGCAUUCAUUGUUCUCUUCGUGCCAUGUCACCGUGGCGAAUCGUCUCAUCUCGGAUGCGGCAACGUUUUAUCCUUAUCGAGCAUACCUGGAAUCAUUGCUAUCCUAUGGCGUGGAUGCCCAGAGAUCACAGUUGACAUCAGCAGGAUAUUACGCCGACACCUCAACUAAAAUGAACGACGAAAAAGAAAACAACGGUGAAAAAAGCCGCAAAGCCUUGUUCAGCGGAAGCAACUACGUACAACUAUCAGGCAAAUUGUUCGCUGAUCUGUUCGAUCAAAGUAAACCGCUCUGUACCGGCGUACCAAUCAACAUCCGACUGGUGAUGAGCCGACCUGAAUUCUGUUUGCGAGUGUGGGAUGCUGACGCAACAAAGCAGUUCAAACCGUUUAUCCGGAACGCACGACUAUCUGUCCGUCGAUACAUUCCAGCACCAGAUUUCAUGACAGCUGUAGCGUCAGAAAUGCUGAAGAAGACCGUGAAAUACCACAUUGAACGCGUAGUGAUGCGUGUUUCUGAUAUUCCCCAGAAAACUCAAAGCACUGUAGUAAGCAACUUGCAAAUCGGACAGAUUCCCAAAGUUAUUUUCAUUGGGUUUUUGGAAAGCGAUGAUUUCCACGGCAGUUUCAAGAGUAAUCCUUUCAACUUUCAACAUUUUAAUAUCAAUCAGAUCAGCGUGGAGGUGGACGGUCAAAGCUAUCCAACAAAACCCUAUACUGCCGAUUUUGGACGUUCGCUGUCAUUGGAAUGUUAUGAUGGGUUGCUGGACACAUUGGGAUAUCGCACUCAUGCGCACAACAGCCUCCAUAUUAAUCGAACCGCUUACAACGGCGGAUACACGCUGUUCGGGUUCGAUUUAACGCCUGGACAUACUGGAAGAGGACCGCUGACUUUGGUGAAGCAGGGCAAUUUAAGCGUUUCGGUUAAUUUUGACAAACCGCUGGAAAAGACCGUAAUGAUGGUGGCUAUGUUAGUCUACGACAGCAUCAUUGAGAUCAAUCAGCAUCGGCAACUGAUUGCGGACUUUUCGACAUGA